AUGCCGAAUUUACCGUCCACGGUCCACAUUUCGGAGAUCAUGGGCUCGCCGACGACUGCUGUGUGCACGCCCGCCGAGGUCCGGACGUCUUGCGCCGCCGUCACGGCUGCCGCCAAGCACGUCAAGGUCCUCGACGAGAAGAUCGCCACGUUUGCCUCGACGAUCGACAUGGCGCAGUUCGCCGAGCUCUCGGGGGCCGUGCGCUACCCGCUGUCCUUCAAGUCCAUCUCGGACGAGCUCAACUUUAUGGGCCUCGUCAACGUCCUCAACUUUGGCAGCGGCUACCGCAAGCCUCUGCACGACAUUACGACUCGCGGUGCCCACGAGACGAUGACGUUUGGCGCGAUCGGGCUCUUCAUCUCGGAGCCGCGCCUCGACGCCAAGUUCCUCCGCGGCCUCUCGCUCGAGAGCGUGGCCUCGUACUUUUCGCUGCCGACCGAGCGUGACGAACAGCUCUCGCCGGGCAUCUACAUCGCCAAGCCGGGUCCGCUCAAGCCGUUGGCCGAGAGCAUCCGCAAGGUCUUGAACGACACAGGUCGCAUCCUUCUCGAGCUCGGAUUCGCCGACUUUGGUGCAUUUCUGCUCGCGCAUUUGCAAAAGGGUAGCUCGGCGUCGCAGCUCGUUGAGCUGCUAGCGACGACGUUCCCAGCCUUCCACGACGUGAGCCCUGACGGCAGCGUCGUCGUGCUCAAGAAGGCCCAGUGCUUUGUCGCAAGCCUCUACCGCCGCUUUCAAGAAGAAGAUCCGAUGUUUCGCUUUGAGGACAUUGCGAGCUUGACCGCGUUCAGCGACAAUGUGCUGCCGUGUGUGCUGCAUGCCAUGGGCAUCCUCGAGUACUCGCCGGAGCUCGAUGACAUGAUUGAAAAGGGCACGCUGCUGCCCCACGGUGGCGUUGAGACUGAGCUCCGUGCGGCCGCGGUUGUUGCCUGCGAGAAGAUUGUGGCGGCGACCGGCCUCGAAAUGAUUGCGCUCGACUCGUUCCUCUGGCGUCUUGGCAAGGAGCCGGCGUACCGCAUCAAGCCGCGCCAUGCGACCCAAGACACAGUCUACUACUAA
This is a messenger RNA of Saprolegnia diclina VS20, 1056 nucleotides long. RefSeq lists its product as hypothetical. Gene Ontology annotation, biological process: tRNA modification. The record is from RefSeq and is a predicted model, not a curated record. Lineage: Eukaryota; Oomycota; Saprolegniomycetes; Saprolegniales; Saprolegniaceae. The transcript is spliced from 9 exons. Bases 1 to 1056 code for a protein of 351 amino acids.